UUCAGGCUCUCUCUGACAGACAGCGUGGAAAGAUGGUGCUCGACUUGGACCUGUUUCGGACCGACAAAGGCGGCGACCCUGAAGUCGUCCGUGAGACCCAAAGGAAGAGGUUUAAAGAUGUCACACUCGUCGAUAAACUGGUCGCCGCAGAUACGGAGUGGAGAAAAUGCCGCUUCACUGCAGACAACCUGAACAAGGCAAAGAACCUCUGCAGCAAGAGCAUUGGAGAGAAAAUGAAGAAGAAGGAACCAGUUGGGGAGGAUGAAUCUUUACCUGAAGAAGCACAGGAUGUGGAGUCCCUAACAGCUGAACUGCUCUCGGGCCUGACGGUAACCCAGAUCAAGAAGCUGCGUUUGUUAGUGGAUGAGGCGGUGGAGAAAACUGACACUGACAGGGUAAAGCUGGAGACAGAGCGCUUUGAGUACCUGAGAGAGAUCGGCAACCUUCUGCACCCAUCUGUACCCAUCAGCAAUGAUGAGGAUGCAGACAACAAGGUGGAGCGUACCUGGGGCGACUGCAGCGUCCAGAAGAAGUACUCCCACGUUGACCUGGUGGUCAUGAUCGAUGGCUUUGAUGGAGAGAGGGGAGCCGUCGUGGCUGGCAGCAGAGGUUACUUCCUGAAGGGGCCGCUGGUGUUCUUGGAGCAGGCUCUGAUCAACUAUGCCUUAAGGAUCCUUUACAGCAAGAAAUACACCAUGCUCUACACACCCUUCUUCAUGAGGAAAGAAGUGAUGCAGGAAGUUGCCCAGCUCAGCCAGUUUGACGAAGAGCUUUACAAGGUCAUCGGUAAAAGCAGUGAGAAGUCUGACGACAGCUCCAUAGAUGAGAAGUACCUCAUCGCCACCUCGGAGCAGCCCAUCGCAGCCUUCCUGAGGGAAGAGUGGCUCAAACCAGAGGACCUGCCCAUCCGCUACGCCGGCUUUUCCACCUGCUUCAGACAGGAAGUCGGCUCCCAUGGCCGAGACACCCGCGGGAUUUUCAGGGUGCACCAGUUUGAGAAGAUUGAGCAGUUCGUCUACGCCUCCCCACAUGACGGCAAAUCUUGGGAGAUGUUUGAUGAGAUGAUCGGGACAGCAGAAGAGUUCUACCAGUCAUUAGGAAUUCCUUAUCGCAUUGUCAACAUUGUCUCCGGUGCCCUGAAUCAUGCAGCCAGUAAGAAGCUGGAUCUGGAGGCCUGGUUCCCAGGCUCCGGUGCCUUCAGAGAGCUGGUCUCCUGCUCAAACUGCACCGACUACCAGGCCAGACGCCUCCGCAUCCGCUAUGGACAGACCAAAAAGAUGAUGGACAAGGCUGAGUUCGUGCACAUGUUGAACGCAACCAUGUGUGCCACCACUCGAGUGAUGUGUGCCAUCCUGGAGAAUUACCAGACUGAGGAGGGCAUCGUUGUUCCAGAGGUGCUCAGGGACUUCAUGCCUCCAGGUUUGACAGAGAUCAUUAAGUUCGUCAAGCCCGCUCCUAUUGAUCAGGAGAUGUCUAAGAAGUCAAAGAAACAGCAGGAUGGAGGGAAGAAGAAGAAGCAGGGAGGAGGAGACCUGCCCAACGCCAUGGAGACCAUGUCCGUCAACGACUCAUAGACUCCAGUAACACCACCACUGUGUCCCUUCACCAACCACACAGACACACUGAUAGCAUAGAGCGCGGUGUUGAUGAUCAGGGUCCGUUUAACUGCUGGAGAAUGGUGAAACCAUCUGUGUAAUCGUUAUAAUGAAGGCUAGCUCUCUCCCAUCUGUGUUUAUCUGAGUGGAUGGUCAUAUUCAUCUCAGCUGUCGCUCCCCUCUCUCACAUAAAGCACACUGAAAAAAAGGGAUCUCCAUGCUCACUUCUACAGUCCACUUCAGAGUCCAUCUGUCUGUCUUUCUGUCCGUCUGUCCCUUUCUCACAUCUGCAGCAGCAACACUGAGCCUAAAACAAACAGAUAAGACCUCUAAAAGCUGUUUGUAGGACGCAUAUCGAUAUAUAUUCAAAAUCAGCAGCUACAUUUCUGGCUUCAUUUUCACGGCAGUUAGUAUAUAAACCGCUGAUUAUAUACAUGUUCGUUUUCAGGUUUUAGGGAUCUGUAAUUGGUGUUGAAAAGUGGUUUUUUUUUUUAUAUAUAAUAGUAACCAAAAUCUUCACUCAUCUGCUCUUCGUUGAGAACAAAACCGGCAUCGCCUCUGAAAAAUGGGGUCGAUAACUGUCUGAAAUGGUUCUGGGGUUAAUCUAACUAUAAUUCCGAAAUCAGUCCUGUAAACACGAUCAGGUAUCUGAAGCGUCUGUUUUAGGCUUCUCUUCACGACGUCUCUGACCACAAUCAUCAUUUCCGACCAUCAUUGCGCGACGUCAUCGUUGACCAUAACGCUUUUCAUGGGCUUACGAUUGAGACAUUGACAUUGCCUGUAUGAACUCGCUAAUAUAAAGAGAUAUAUAUGAUUGAGCAUUGACAGUGGCACUCAGUGUAAACAAAUAUUAAAUACAGUUGAUAUGGAA
This is a messenger RNA of Plectropomus leopardus (leopard coralgrouper), 2466 nucleotides long. It is a transcript of the gene sars1, whose product is annotated as seryl-tRNA synthetase 1. NCBI's taxonomy places the organism in Eukaryota, Metazoa, Chordata, Actinopteri, Perciformes, Serranidae. Gene Ontology annotation, molecular function: serine-tRNA ligase activity; ATP binding. Gene Ontology annotation, biological process: seryl-tRNA aminoacylation. The record is from RefSeq and is a predicted model, not a curated record.